This is a messenger RNA of Cydia splendana, 687 nucleotides long. RefSeq names its product protein lethal(2)essential for life-like. The record is from RefSeq and is a predicted model, not a curated record. The coding region runs from base 105 to 674 and encodes 189 amino acids. Gene Ontology annotation, molecular function: structural constituent of eye lens. NCBI's taxonomy places the organism in Eukaryota, Metazoa, Arthropoda, Insecta, Lepidoptera, Tortricidae. Gene Ontology annotation, cellular component: cytoplasm; nucleus. The transcript has a single exon. Gene Ontology annotation, biological process: response to heat; protein refolding.
AGUGAAGUGAGUCUAAACGAUCCAAGCGAUCACAGCGAACUACGCAAUUUGAAGAUACUUACCUUCAAGUUCUUACUCAAGUCAAGUUUAUUGAAGCUACAAGAAUGUCUCUGCUACCAUAUAUAUUCGACGACUGGAACGUGCGUCCCCGCUACCGUCACCACCACUAUCCCAGCCGGCUCCUGGACCAGCACUUCGGCCUCGCCCUGAAUCCAGACGACCUGCUCGCCGCCGUCGCCGGGCCGAUCGUGACGCCGGAAUACUACAGACCCUGGCGCCAUCUUGCUGCUGCGGCCAAGGACAUCGGCUCAAGCAUUAAAGCGGACAAAGAUAAGUUCCAAAUCAACCUAGAUGUCCAGCAUUUCGCCCCAGAAGAGAUCUCCGUUAAGACCGUCGACGGCUACAUUGUGGUUGAAGGCAAGCAUGAAGAGAAGAAAGACGACCAUGGUUAUAUCUCUCGCCAGUUCACUAGGAGAUACGCCCUGCCCGAAGGUACUGUCCCAGAGGCCGUUGAAUCUAAAUUGUCUUCCGAUGGCGUACUGAGCAUCGUCGCACCGAGGAAAGUUCCAGAUGCCAUUAAGGGCGAAAGAAGCGUUCCUGUGACCCAGACCGGACCGGUCCGGAAGGAAAUUAAGGACCAGAGCGAGGGCACACACGAAAAGGAGGAGAAGUGAUCGAUCUCGGUUU